ACUCCCUCCCUCCCUCUCUCUCUCUCUCUCUCUCUCUCUCUCCCUCGCUCUAUUAGCUUGCAUGGCAGUGCAUUGUGGCUGGAGUGACAGCCAGGCGAGUGUGAGUGUGUAGGGAUGCAUAAACGGUGAAGAUCGCCGGAAAGAAAAGGGUGUUGCUGGUGUCGGAUGCCGUGGAGAGAGGUGUCGGCACCCCUCUCUCUCUCUCUCUCUCUGUCCCUCUCUCUCUCUCCCUCCCUCCCUUUCUCCCUCCCCAUCGCUCUUGCUUUCUCAUGCUGCUGCCCUAGCCAGCCCCGCAGACGCUGCCGGACUGGAUGGAGGCUCAGGGAGGGGCUGGUACCCCAGUGGAGCCCAGCAAAGACAUUCAGAACCUGCUGAAGCCCUCAAGCUCCGGGGACCUGACCACGGCGCCUUCCCACAGCCCCUCACAGGAGGAAGAAGGGGGAAUAACCGUGCCCAUCUCUGGGCUCCUGCAGGUCACAGAGAGGAGACAGCCGCUCAGCAGUGUCUCCUCCCUGGAGGUGCACUUUGACCUCCUGGACCUGACCGAGCUCACAGACAUGUCGGACCAGGAGCUGGCCGAGGUCUUCGCCGAUUCAGAUGAAGAAAACCAAAACGAGUCUCCAGCAAGCCACCACCAGCCGCCCCUACCCCGCGGAGGCUACAUGCGCUCUCCCUCCUGGACCCGCUGCAGCAAAGCAGAGACCGUGCGAGAGAGGAAGCACCACAGCGAUUCAGACGCCACCACCGAGCCCUACCUGAAGAUGGAGCGCCCCAAACAGCCCUGAGAGCCCCAGACCUGCCGCCUCCGCCAGCCCGAGACCCAAUGGUGCUAAAGGACCGACCAAACCAACACACAAAAACACCGCAACGCACCGGUCACUCUCAGUACACACACGUCUCCCGUUUUAAACCUGGGCGAUCCUGUUAGCACAAAGGCCACAGGGCGGGGGGGCGUGUGAUUUCGUGGAGGUUUCUUUUUCCCAUGUAGGGAGGCUGACUGGGCAGGGGCCCCACGUGGCAAAAAAAAACAACAACAACACAGAGCCAUGAUGCAUGCUGGGACACGGGAACAUCACCAGCCGCGAAGCUACGGGAGGCAGAGGGGGUACGGAGGGGCGGGACGAGCACAAAGAGACAGAACCGAAGUCCCCGCCCGUCAGGCAGGGUUCGGAGGAAAACCCCCCGCUGUCAACGCAGUGUCCUAACGCACGUCCUGAACUACAGCCAAAUAACCACGGUACAGUAAAGGUCCUAAAUUCCGCUCAUAAGGCCAUUACCUGCACUUAUUUUACUGUAACCUCUCUUUACAGGAAACAACAAAUACCGCCCAAAGCCUAUACAUCAUUAUCUGCCUUUUUUUGAAGUACCUGUGUAAAUUGUCGGACUCUGUAAUUUGCUGAUCGCUGUAACGAGUAGUGGAGGCUGGCACAGUGAGCCAGCAGUUUGUUUCCUCGUCUCCGAAUGUGUGUGUGGACUGAUGUGGGUGACCCCUAGUGGCCAUAGUAAAUAUAGCACUGUCUGCCCAAGAAGACGGUCUUGAAAACCAAUCCUUCACUGAUAUUGCAUUAAACACUGUGCAUUUGACAGUUAAAUUUAAAAGAUAAUAACAAUAAAGAAAUGAGAGGAGAA
Conger conger (European conger) is the source of this 1629-nucleotide messenger RNA. It is a transcript of the gene dbndd1, whose product is annotated as dysbindin domain containing 1. The transcript is spliced from 4 exons. Lineage: Eukaryota; Metazoa; Chordata; Actinopteri; Anguilliformes; Congridae. The record is from RefSeq and is a predicted model, not a curated record. Gene Ontology annotation, biological process: negative regulation of protein kinase activity. The coding region runs from base 312 to 785 and encodes 157 amino acids. Gene Ontology annotation, cellular component: cytoplasm.